Molecule: messenger RNA, 5128 nt
Organism: Choloepus didactylus (southern two-toed sloth)
Lineage: Eukaryota; Metazoa; Chordata; Mammalia; Pilosa; Megalonychidae
Product: contactin-associated protein-like 3
Exons: 23
Coding region: 62-3715 (1217 amino acids)
Source: RefSeq, a predicted model, not a curated record
AAGCCGCGCGCAGCGGGCGCGGCUCACGGUCUGCUCUUCUGGGCGCCCAAUUGAAGUGAGCAUGGCCUCCCUCACCGGAGCCUUUCUCAAGAUGCUGCUGCUUCUCCCCACCCAGAACUGGAGCCUAGUAGUAGCAGGAAAUCCAUAUAAUUGUGAUGAGCCACUGGUUUCCACACUGCCUGGGGCGUCCUUCAGCAGCUCUUCAGAGCUGUCCAGCAGCCACGGCCCGGGUUUUGCAAGACUUAAUCGAAGAGAUGGAGCUGGUGGCUGGUCCCCACUUGUGUCAGAUAAAUACCAGUGGCUGCAGAUUGACCUUGGAGAGAGAAUGGAGGUCACGGCCAUGGCCACCCAAGGAGGCUAUGGGAGCUCCAACUGGGUGACCAGCUACCUGCUGAUGUUCAGUGACAGCGGGAGGAACUGGAAGCAAUAUCGACGAGAAGAGAGCAUCUGGGGCUUUCCAGGAAACACCAAUGCAGACAGCGUGGUGCACUACAGGCUCCAGCCCCCCAUCGAAGCCAGGUUCCUGCGCUUCCUCCCUGGAGCCUGGAACCCCAAGGGCAGGAUUGGGAUGCGGAUCGAGGUGUACGGAUGUGCCUACAGAUCUGAAGUGGUUGAUUUUGAUGGACAGAGUUCCCUGCUGUACAGAUUUGAUCAAAAAUCUGUAAGCCCAAUAAGAGAUGCUAUUUCUUUGAAAUUUAAAACCAUGCAGAGUGAUGGACUUCUACUCCACAGAGAAGGACAAAAGGGAAAUCACAUGACCCUGGAAUUGAUUAAAGGAAAACUUGGCUUUUUUAUUAAUUCAGGUGAAACUACACUGCCCCCCACUGAUGCCCAGGCUGACCUCACCCUGGGCAGCCUGCUGGACGACGAGCACUGGCAUUCUGUCCUCGUUGAGGUCCUCGACACUCACGUCAACCUCACUGUUGAUAGACACACUCAUCAUUUUCAGGCAAAGAGAGGAUCAAGCUAUUGGGAUCUUAAUUUUGAGAUCAGCUUUGGAGGGAUUCAGGUACCUGGAAAAUCACUGACAUUCCCACAUAAAAACUUUCAUGGAUGUUUAGAAAAUCUUUACUAUAAUGGAGUGGAUAUCAUUGAAUUAGCCAGGGAACACAAUCCACAGAUCAUCAUAAUGGGGAAUGUGUCCUUCUCAUGUCCACACCCACAAACUGUCCCUGUGACUUUUCUGAGCUCCAAGAGCUACUUAGCCCUGCCAGGAAACUCUGGAGAGGAAAAAGUGUCUGUCACUUUUCAGUUUCGAACAUGGAACAGAGUAGGUUGUCUGCUGUCUGCUGCACUUCGGCGUGAUUCAUUGGAUCUUGUCCUCUUUCUUAAGGAUGGAAAACUCAAACUGAGUCUCUACCAUCUAGGACAAUUAUUGAGGGACAUCGUAACAGGAGCUGGAUUAAAUGACGGGCAGUGGCAUUCCGUGUCCUUAUCUGCUGAAGGCAAUCACCUGAGUGUGAUGGUGGAUGGUGAGCUUGCUUCUGCAGCCCAUACUCUCCUGCUUAGACAGACUGAUUCUGGUGACACCUAUUAUUUUGGAGGCUGUCCCGACAACAGCUCUGGCUCUGGACUCCACGGCCCACCUUGGGGAUUUCAGGGCUGCCUGAGGCUCAUCUCCAUUGGCGACAGAGCGGUGGAUCUCAUCUCAGUCCAGCAGGGGGCGCUGGGGAGCUUCAGCGAUCUGCAGAUAGACGCCUGCGGCAUCACGGACAGGUGUUUACCCAGUUACUGCGAACAUGGCAGUGAAUGUUCCCAGUCAUGGGACAACUUCUCCUGCGACUGUACUGACACUGGUUAUGUGGGAGCAACUUGCCAUUCCCCUCUCUAUCAGCAGUCGUGCGAAGCCCACAAGCACAAAGGGAACCCUUCAGGGCUUUACUAUAUUGAUGCAGAUGGAAGUGGGCCCCUGGGACCAUUUCUUGUGUAUUGCAAUAUGACAGAUGGAACCCCACUGAGCUGGUGGCUUGGAAGAACCAAUGAAACACACACUUACUGGGGAGGUUCUCUGCCUGAUGCUCAAAAGUGUACUUGUGGAUUAGAGGGAACCUGCACUGAGUCUCAAUAUUACUGCAACUGUGAUGCUGACCGGAGUGAAUGGACGAGUAACACUGGAGCCCUGUCCCCUAAGGAGCACCUGCCAGUCACCGGGGAUGUCGGCCGACCCGAUUCUGAAACAGCUUACACCCUGGGACCUCUGCUCUGCCAAGGGGACAAGUCAUUUUGGAAUGCAGCUUCCUUCAACACUGAGACUUCCUACCUUCACUUCCCUACAUUCCAUGGAGAAUUUACUGCUGACGUGGGUUUCUUUUUUAAGACCACAGCUUCCUCUGGGGUAUUUGUAGAGAACCUAGGGAUCACAGACUUUUUCAGGAUAGAACUGCGCGCUCCUGCGGAGGUCACCUUUUCCUUUGAUGUGGGGAACGGGCCUUGUGAGAUCACGGUGCAGUCACCCACACCCUUUAAUGACAACCGGUGGCACCACGUGAGGGCAGAGAGGAACGUUAAAGAAGCCUCGCUUCAAGUGGAUCAGCUCCCACAGAGGACCCAAGCCGCUCCCCCUGACGGGCACGUCCGCUUACAGCUCAACAGCCAGCUCUUCGUGGGUGGGACGGCCACCCGCCAGAGAGGCUUUCUGGGCUGCCUCCGUUCCCUGCAGCUGAACGGGAUGGCCCUGGAUCUGGAGGAAAGAGCCACGAUGACCCCGGGAGUGGAGCCAGGGUGUCCAGGGCACUGCAGCAGCUACAGACACUUGUGUCGCAAUGGCGGGAGGUGUAGAGAGAAGCCCAGGGGGAUCGCUUGUGACUGCACCUUCUCUGCCUACAUCGGGCCAUUCUGCUCGGACGAGAUUUCUGCAUAUUUUGAAACCGGCUCCUCUGUGACUUAUAAUUUUCAAGAACAUGAUACCUUAAGUGAAAACUCCAGCUCCCUUGCUGCUUCAUCUCAUGGGGAUGUUACCCUGACCAGAGAAGAGGUCACCCUGAGCUUCCGAACCACAAGAACUCCGAGCUUAUUGCUUUAUGUGAGCUCUUUUCAUGAGGAAUACCUUUCAGUUGUCCUCGCCAAAAAUGGAAGUUUGCAGAUUAGGUACAAACUUGACAAACAUCAAGAACCAGAUGCUUUUAACUUUGAUUUUAGACACUUGGCUGAUGGGGACUUUCACCAGGUGAAGAUCAAUAGAGAAGAAGGAGUGGUUUUUGUAGAGGUUAACCAGAGUUCAAGGAGACAAGUCAUCCUGACAUCGGGGACAGAAUUCAAUGCCCUGAAAUCCCUCGUAUUGGGAAAGUUAGAGGCCCCCGGCGCGGACCCGGACACGCGGAGAGCUGGAGCGCACGGCUUCACCGGCUGCCUCUCAGCCGUGCGCUUUGGCUGGGCCACUCCCCUGAAGGCGGCGCUGCUCCUCGGCGGCCCUGCCCGGGUCACCAUCCGCGGCCACGUGGCUGCCGCGGCCCGCUGCGCGGCGGGAGCAGUGCCCGGCUCCUCUCCAAGGGAGCUCACCUGGCCUCUCCCAGGUAGCACAGGUCGUUCUGGACCAACCGAGGAGGGAGAGCCCUUGAAAGAUGCAGGCGGGAGUGAUUCUGCAGUAAUCGGAGGGGUGAUAGCAGUUGUCAUUUUUAUCAUGCUCUGCAUCACUGCCAUAGCCAUACACAUUUAUCAACAGAGAAAGUUAUACAAAGAAAAUGAGUCAGGUAUCUCAAAAAAAGAAGAGUGCUGAGAUCACUCUGAAAAGUGAGUGCAAUGUGCAAAACACAGUCAAUGAAAGUCAGAAAAAGUGUGUCUUCUGAUGGGCAACUGUGGCUUAAUUUAUUUCUGCAGUGGGUGUGCAGUGCUGUCAACUUGCCAAAGUCCAGCCUCAGAUCAGAUUCUAGGAGGCUCCUUUCCCCCCUGUUUUAGUUUGCUGAAGCUGCCAAGAUGCAAUAUACCAGAAAUGCACUGGCUUUUAACAAUGGAGAUUUGUUAGCUUACAAGCUUGCAGUUCUGAGACCGUGGAAAUGUCCAAAUCAAGGCAUCAUCGGACGAUACCUGGACUUCAUUGUCACAGGGCAAGGCACAUGGCGUCUACUUUCAGCUUCUGGCUGCUCCAUCUCCUGAGGGUGCAUUCAGCUUCAAACCAUCUCAUACCCUCAGUGAAAAACAUGCCUUCACUGUCAGUGAAUUAGAAGUUGGGUUUUUCACUGUUGGAAAGUCUAAUAGGAUCUUCCAAAACUGAACUUUAAUAUGUUUAAUGACGAUGGAGUUCAAAUGAGGAAAUGGCUAUGAUGCUCUGGUCCUGCUUUCUUUUAAAAAAAUAUGACAGAACUUUUGUUGACUGCUAAUGUUUUGUGUUACUUGGAAAUUUAUACUGUGAUCUUUUACUGAUUCCUGCUGACAUUUGUGAAAUAGGAAAUGCUUCUUAGAUCAUUUUCACUGGCCUUCCCGUCUUCCUGGAAUUCAGAGCCAAGAGAACAAAAAUUUACAGCCCUUUGUAUUAGAGGCCUGGAAAAAUCAUUACAUUUUUGGUUGCAUUGCUUUUUAUAAUUGACUGUUUUUUAACCAUUUUGAUAGACUUUAGUGUUGAAAUAAUAUUGAAUGUUAGCGCUGAAAUUUUAGUAUUGAAUUUUGUAAUGGAACGAGAAAAUCUCAUAUGUAACAAAGCAUAGGGAAUGUCAAUACAAGAUCUGCCUAUUUUUUCUUUGCAAUUUGUAUUUGUAGGCUUUUUAAAUUGUGAGUAUGUUUUUAACUAAACUUGUGGCCACAUAUAAAUACUACUUCUUACACUGAAAGUGUUAUCCUUUAUUUAUAUCUAUGAUACAUAAAUGAAACAUAAUCUGAGACUUAUUUUCCCAAAAUAUUGAGAGGUUAUGUCAGUUUUUCUUUAUUGUUCUUUAUUUCUCUUUUUAUAAAGUUUAUCACCAAUAUGCCUUUGAUUUCCUGUGACUGUAUUGUACAGGACAUCUUUUGAACUUCUUAGAAAAAUGAGUUUAGCUAAGAAAUCCAAUUCUUUUUCUAAAUUUUGAACUGUUUUAAGCAUAAAUGUCCCUAUGUGUUAUCUUCUCAUCUAAUUUCUUUUGGAAUAUAAGCUGAAGGAUUCUACUCUAAGAGAAGAUAGAAUUAUAUGAUCAGUAUUAAAUCUGUUAUUUUUAUCACA